CGUAUUUUUCAAAAACUGGAGAACUGGUACUUUAAAAAUAAUAUGCAUGAUAUCUGGAUUUCUGUAGCUUGAUUCUCUUAUCGGUAGAGGUAUCUGCAUCCAGUGUUUUGCAAUAUAUUGCUUUGGUUGAAGUGUGUGGGUAAAGUCCAGCCUCACACAGAUAGGGAGCUGGAAAAGGUAAGUAUGUUUUUGUAACUUUCCUUUACUGCUAUGACCAAAAAAUGAUACCUUCUUAAAAAGUAGUAAUAUAAAACUGGGAGCAGAGAACAGAAAAACAAGUCCUGCUGAGUGAAUCUCCGCCUCCCGCCCGAGAGACACUUGCACCCAUUCUUUGGAUUGUGUGUGCCCCCCGGGUUUGUAGUAUGGGACAGUUAGGCUCAUGGUAAUGGACACAAGUUUUCUAAAAUUUGAGCUUUCGUUCAAAAGCUCGGGUUUUAUCUUUGAUAACAAACACUAAAGAUGCUUGCCUUAACAUGACAGGCUCGCUCGCUCCCUUAGCUUCCCAGAAAACAUCUGCCAAGUCCCCAAGUUUGAGCCCACAGUGUGUGCAUUGUUCUCCCAAGGGCAAGCCGUGGGUGGCGAGAGGCAGCGGUGAAUUGGGUGGGCUCCCAACACGACAGCCCGCUAGACCCAGGGCAGCCUGAGAGCGGCUUGUUCCACAGAAGCCUUUCUGGCACACACACCCUGUUCUCUUGCAGAUUGUCAAGGAGUCCUCAGAGGUCGAGUGAUGAUAAAAUUAAUGACAUUGCCAUUUCAUCACAUGCUCCUGAGAGACUCCUGGGCUGUUUCCCUGAGUGCGUGUGAGCAGCAGCGACCAGGCUGUGGUCUGGAGCCUGGCCUGCAGUGCUGGGAGACUCCAGCACUUAAAGAGCCGUCACUGUGAAUGCGGAUACGCUGAGAGAGCUAGUCAUGUCCCAACCACACUGUGACAACCACCUCCUAAGCGGGUCCAGAGCCUCCAGGGUGUGGCCCACACUCUUCAAGACCCGAUGGAGGUAGGGUAUAGCUGAGUUUCUGGUCCUGUGACUGCCUCUUAAUCACUCUAUCCCUAAACCUUCCCCUCUCCAGCUUUUAGAAAUAAGCAAACUCAGGCUGGGCCAUGGUGGCGCACGCCUUUAACCCCCAGCACUCCAGAGGCAGAGGCAGGCGGAUCUCUGAGUUCGAGGCCAGCCUGGUCUACAGAGAGGAAAGGCACAAAGCUACACAGAGAAACCCUGUGUAGAAACCCUAAAAACAAAACAACAACAACAACAAAACAAAAGAACAAACUCGGAAAAAGCAGAGUCCUGGACACACAGUGGGUCCCCUGGGCUAACCGGUCCUCUUACUGCUUGCUUGGUUUCAUGUGCAUUCCCACCUUUGGUCUUUGGCCUGGAUGAUUUAGGCAAAUCUUGGACAUUGGUUUCUACCACCCUGCCUUGCCUGGGGUUCUCCCUGGCAUGUGUGAUGACUGAUCUUGGUUGUUGACUUCACUGGCUCUUGAAUCAACUCAAGUGUAAGCUGCUGGGCACACCUGUGCGGGGAUUUUUGAAGUGGGAAGAUUCGCCUGAUGGCCACACAGGUCAAAGGACAUGGAAGAGGGAAGCUUUGCACUCUGUCUGCUUGCUUUCAUUCCUGCUGGCGAGUUCAUCCUUCCUGUUGCUAUGGCAUCUCUUCACUGACAUUAGAACCACUUCUCUGGGAUUCCAACACAGCCUGAAGACCAGCAGCUCCCUGGGAGUCCUCCAGGCCUUCGGCACCAGAUUCUCAGCCUCUCCAGUGUGAGACAGCCAUUUUGGGACUAUCUGGUCUGCCAUAUCAUCCAUCCCUGGGAUACCGUGAUCAAGGCUGCCAUGCGGAAGUACCCAAACCCGAUGAACCCGUGCGUGGUGGGCGUGGAUGUGCUGGAGCGCAGCGUGGACGGCUGUGGGCGCCUGCACAGUCUGCGCCUGCUCAGCACCGAGUGGGGGCUGCCGGUCCUCGUGCGUGCGAUUUUGGGAGCCAACAGGACCUUGACAUACAUCAAAGAGCGCUCUGUCGUGGAUCCGGCUGCAAGGAAAAUGGAGCUGUGUUCUACCAAUAUCACACUCACGAAUCUGGUGUCAGUGAACGAGAGACUGGUGUACACACCUCAUCCAGAGAACCCUGAAAAGACUGUGCUCACCCAAGAAGCCAUCAUCACUGUGAAGGGGAUUAGCCUUGGGAGCUAUCUGGAAAGCCUAAUGGCUAACACGAUAUCCUCCAAUGCCAAGAAGGGGUGGGCUGCCAUUGAGUGGAUAAUCGAACAUUCCGAGAGCGCCAUAAGCUAACAGGUCUGCACCCGUGCCUGCUGACACAAGGGGACAACCGCAGCAACGUCUUAACCAGUCUGUUAUCUCACCAAAAAGAGUCAAAGAAGAAAGGAGGAAUGGAUGGACCAAGAAGAUGAAAGGCAAGUGUGGAUGUGGUUCCUGCCAAGUCGGGAAGAGGCGGGGCCUGCUGGAAUCUUCCCUGUCCGUGGUGACCUCCAGUACAGCAUCAGGCCCAGGCACCAGCCCUGCAAGGCUCUGGUUCCUGGGAGUGGUGUGGAGCCCUCCUCGGCCAGGCUCUGCUGCAGGUACUGUGCCAGGCUGGGACAGUCCUGGGCUGCAUGGCCCCUGCUGCGUUGGUUUUCAGCUUUCACCCGCUUCCCCUGGCAGGAGUGCCACCUCCAACUGCCGAGUCCAGUUACUUCACCAAAGGAGAGCUCCCCUCUCCUCAGGCCCUGCCAGCUAAGCCAGGGCAGGUCCCCCAAACCUUCCCCACCCCCCGGGGGGGGGGGCCUGGCUGCUGUCCUCUGUUCCUGGUGGCCCUUCGUCCUUCUAGUGUUCCACUUGCCUCUGUGAAGAAGGUGAAGAAGAAGUUGCUUUCUGACCCUCAGGGUCCCCAUCAUGUACUGUAUCAAAAAAAAAGGGGGGAGGGGGAUGCAGAACUCUCUGCAGAAGCCACUGUGGGUUCCAGCGGCAACUGGGAUUUUCAAGCUCAAACUGGCCCUGUGUAACUGAAGAUGACCUUGAACCCUUGUUCUUCCUGCUUCCAACUUCCCAAGUGCUGGGAUUCCCGACUUGGGCCACUGUCCUUGGCUCUUUCUGGUUGUUGUUGUUAUUGAGAUAGAUCUUGCUGUGUGGCCCUGGCUGUUCUGAAGCUCAUGGCAAUCCCCCUGCCUCAGCAUCUCAAGUGCUGGAAUCACAGGUGUGCAGCGCCAUGCCUGGGCUGGGAUUCUUGUCAAGUCCUGACUACCUUCUCAGCUUCUCCCAACUAAAAAGAGAGGAUGUGGAGCUCCCGCUAUGUAACAAAGAGCCUCCCAGCUAAUUCCCACCCCCCACCCCCACCCCGUGGUCCUGGGGUCCUGCAGGCUGUGGGUGGUGGCUUUGUGCUCCUGGCCUAGUUGAAACCCCUCCCGCGAGCCCGCUUUACCUCCUGCCUCAGUUCUGUGUUCCUCACUUUCUCCUUGUAGUAGUCUUUUCCUUCCUUCCUUCCUUCCUUCCUUCCUUCCUUCCUUCCUUCCUUCCUUCC
Molecule: messenger RNA, 3513 nt
Organism: Peromyscus maniculatus bairdii (prairie deer mouse)
Lineage: Eukaryota; Metazoa; Chordata; Mammalia; Rodentia; Cricetidae
Source: RefSeq, a predicted model, not a curated record